UGCAAAUGUCCAAACCAGCAAGUUUAAAACAAAAUGGAGCAAAAUUCGAGAGAAGGGAGUACUCCAAGGAUUCCUAUUACUUAGGCUACAUGGUCAAAUUUAAAAAGCAAGGAAAGGGAACAAUGGUGUAUUCUAAGAAAAGUUAUUAUGAAGGCGAGUGGCAUCAGGACUCCAAGCAUGGACAAGGUAGUAUGGUGUUUGAGAAUGGGGAUCGGUACACAGGCCAAUGGGCUGACGAUAAGUACCACGGCUACGGCGAAUUCAUCAGUGCAACGCACUCUUACUACAAAGGAGACUGGAGGAACGGACACAAGCAAGGAAAAGCCGAUGAACUCACUGAAGACGGUGAGAGAUACAUCGGUGACUAUUGCUACAUCCCUACAGAGAACGGCAUGCAAAGCUGAAGACACGGCAAAGGAAAAAUUAUUUAUGAAGUAGGCGGCUGCGAAAGUUACGAAGGCGAAUGGGAUACCAACAAAUUUCAUGGCUCCGGCAUGGAAAGAUACAGAAGUGGAAAUUACUUCCAAGGCGAGUUUUACAAAGGCAAAAAGGAAGGCAAAGGGAGUCUAUACUUUAAGAAUCUGACGUAUCUUACUGGAGAAUGGUUAAAUGGGACCCUUGAAGGGUUCGCCACUUCUACUACAGGCCCAGAUGAUAUUUUACUCCAUGAAAUUGGUAAUAGGAAUCUAAGGGAAGUUCAAGCGAGAGGAAUGUAUUCUGAGACUGUCAGAAAUGGAAAGUUUAGAGUUUAUUUUCAAGACACCAAGUAUCUAGAUUGAGUCUAUGAUAAGGGCGUCAAAAAUGGUAGAGGUUAUCUCUAUCUUACACCAAAAUAAAUAUCUUAAGAUUUCCUUUAACAAUGAUGUGGCAAUUGAAGUGGAGGAGGUAUAUUCAUCAAAAAUGCCUCUUACGUGCACACCCUUUAAUAUUAUUUUGGAGAUGAAUAAAGAAGAAGACUUUAAAGACCCAGAUUUUCUUCCAAUAUUAGAAUCUAUUUGUGAUGAUGAAAUGAACCUCGAGUACGGAGAAUAUGGAUGGUUAUCUCCAGACGAGAUCUCCCAAAAGCGUUUCAAAAUCUUCCCUCAAGAUAGAGACUUUGAGAUAGAUUUUGAAGAUAACACUUCUCAGCACAUUAUAGUCUUAUUGAACCUGCUUUCUAAAGAUAUUACACACUUAGCUUCAAUGAUCCGUUUACCGCAAACUAAGAAUUAUCCUAAAUUUUUGACAGUUGCUGUCUAUGUCGAUGGAAAUAGGAUUGAUAUGUUGCUUGACACAUACAUUGUUGUUGAUGAGAAUGAGCAACCAAUUUAUCAUGACGAAGCACUCACUCAUUAUUUGUGGUCUUCUUUUGUCAUAAAGGCUCUUGCUAAAGUUUAUGGCAGCUAUGCUGAACUUGAGAAUCAGACUUUGGGGCAACUAUUAAAGACAGUUUAUGGGCCUGCAUUCUUAGAGUCUCAACUGGGUCUUUUGGAUGAUUAUAUAGGAACCCCUAUUGAAAAGCUCAUUAUUAAGGGAAGUAAGAGUAGUAUUAUUAACUUGUGAAGGGCUCUUCACAGCGUGAUCCUUAAGAUCAAAGAUAACUACUAUAUUAUUCUUAAAUGCAACGAAAAAGCAAUCAGUAUAGCUGAUAUUGUAUCCGCAAGCCAGAAGAAUAUUUCAUGGGAGAAUUUUAAAGAAAUGCUGAAGGAAGACCGAGACGAAAGCCUUAUAAGAAGAAGUUCAACAAUUACCUCAGCAAUGCCUAAUGAAGUGGCUCCUGCACAAUGCAUUUUUAGUUCGAUUUAUAACCCAAAGAAUUGCAAGAUUUACCAGACUGAAGUCAUCAGGAAAGUCCCAGUUGAUAUGGGUUUUCAUCAUAUUUUCUUCGAAUUCAAGAUGAUUACAAGAGGAAGUGUGUUUAUUAACAUCAUUAACAAGACCUUGCAUGACAACUCUAAGGAUGUACUAACAAAGCUCAGUAAACUAGCUCCAUGAAUGUACAUUCUGGCUAAGAAAGUAAGGAAAUCACCAGAAGAUUUGGCUAAAAUGGUUGAUUCUUCAAAAAUAGAUCCAAAAAUGCUUAAGCAUGAUGAUACUGUUCAAUUCUUAAUAAAGACUGGUAAAAUUAAGGAUCUGCAUGAUUAUGAAUUCGUCGAUGGAUAUUGCCAAGUCAAAAACAAUAGACUUGGAAAGCACCAUUUAUUAACACCAGGAACCUAUGUAAUCGCAGUAGAAACUCAAGUACUCCUUAAACCUAGUACUGCUAAAUAUGAUAUCGAGGAAGAUUUCAGCCAAGCUACUGAAACUAUUCAAAAGAUCGUGAACUUUUCAAUAUCAACAGUUUCUUCACAAAUUCCAGUAACGUUACGUGAGAUAAGAAUGAACUCAGACAGAUUUUUGAAAAGAUCCCUUCAGUCAUGCACACAGAAAUAUUCCAAAAUAGUCCCUCUAUCAGUGUCUAACUUGGUACCGGAUUGUAAGAGACAAGUAGAUGAGUUAGAGAAGAUCCAAAUCAGGAUGUGCACAAGGCUCGACCUGGGCUACGUCCUCUUCCUCGAGAACAACAGUGACAGCUAUAACCUAGAAUUUUACAACGAGUACGAGUGCAAGAACAUGACUGUGCUAGGGACUUAUGCAGGCAAGAGUGGGAGCCUGGAUGGAGGCGUUGUCAAUAAGAGCGUGAAUAUACAGAUAGGGCUUAAGCCGGGACAGAAACAGAUUUUGGUGUUCAAGCAGAUGAAUGGCAAGCCUUUUAUGAUCAAAGGAGGCGAGUUUCAGAUUCAGUUUAGUAGAGUGAGGUUUUAA
Messenger RNA from Moneuplotes crassus, 2784 nucleotides. The record is from the annotation of a GenBank genome assembly. Lineage: Eukaryota; Ciliophora; Spirotrichea; Euplotida; Euplotidae.